GUGCUCACCAGCUGCCCAGUCAGCCCAGGGUUCCGGGCACCUGCGACCAGACCUGACCAACUCCCAGGUCCCUGCCCCCGCCCCCUAACGGAGGGCGGGGCAGCCGCAACCUGGGGCCCCGCGGAUUUAAAGGCGCGGGACACGGGGCGCGGGGCGGAGGAGCAGUGGAUCGGGAGGAACUGGGGGACUUCGGACUCAACGCAGGCCGGCGUCGUGCGGCAGGAAACAAGUGGAUCUUGGGCAAGUUCUGCACAACCAGCUGUGUACAAUGAAUGGCCAGGCUUCUCCUCUUGAUGUCCUGGACACCAGAAGCACUGAGCAGGCAACAGUCACCAAAAACAUGAAGGCUGAGCUAGGAGCCAGCACCCCGCUCAGGCCCCAAGUGGAGACACCCCUGUGCACCAAAGCCAAGAGCAUUGCUGGAGUGUACGUGGAGGCCUCAGGACAGACCCAGAGUAUCUAUGCUGCUACAAAGCAGGGUCUCCUGCCUGCUGUACUUGGGCUGGCUCUGCUGGAGGCCCAGGCAGCCACUGGGGGCCUUGUGGAUCCCACCCAGGGCCAACUGCUCCCUGUGUCCAAGGCCCUGCAGCAGGGCCUAGUAGGGCUAGAGCUGAAGGAGAAGCUGUUGGCUGCUGAACGUGCAGUCACUGGCUACCCUGAUCCCUACGGGGGUGAGAAGCUGGCCCUCUUCCAGGCCAUUGGGAAGAAAGUUGUGGAAAGAACUCUUGGGUACAGAUGGCUACAGGCCCAGCUGGCCACUGGGGGCCUGGUGGACCCUAUCCGGGGCAUACGGGUGGCCCCUGAGCUUGCCUGCCAGCAGGGCCUCCUAGACCAGGAAACAUGGCUUAGUUUGUCCAAGCUGGAGCCUGGCACAGAUGCCCCGGGUUUCCUUGACCCCAAUACCCAGGAGCAGCUGCUGUAUGGCAUGCUGCUAGCCAGGUGUGUGCAGGCUCCUGAGUCAGGGCUGGCCUUGCUGCCCCUCAAGAUCACCUUCCGUACCCUAGGAGGGGCAGCCAGUGUUGCUGAGCUGCUAGAAGUGGGGGUCCUGGACAAGGAGGUAGGCCAGGGCCUACAAGAGGGCACACUGGCAGUGUCAGAUGUGAGCAUGCGCCCCGAGGUGCGGCGCUACCUGGAGGGCACCAGCAGCGUGGCGGGCAUCGUCUUACUGCCUGAAGGCCACAAGAAAAGCUUCUUCCAGGCCACCACUGAGCACCUGCUUCCGAUGGGCACUGCACUCCCACUCCUGGAGGCUCAAGCUGCUACCCGCACCCUGGUAGACCCAGCCACAGGGCAGCAGCUCUGGGUGGAUGAGGCAGUCAGGGUGGGCCUGGUUGGCCCCGAGCUCCACAAGCAGCUCCUGAUGGCAGAGCAGGCAGUGACUGGGUACUACGAUCCUUUCAGUAGCUCCCGGAUCCCCCUCUUUCAGGCCAUGAAGAAGGAGCUGGUAGACCAGACACUGGCUCUGCGCCUUCUGGAUGCCCAGCUGGCCACAGGUGGACUGGUCUGCCCAGCUCACAGGUUCCGGCUGCCCCUGAAGGCUGCCUUACGCCUUGGCUGCCUGGAUGAAGAGACUCAGCAACAUCUCUCCCAGGCUGCAGGCUUUUCAGACCCCAGCACCCACGGCAGAGUGAGCUAUGAGCAGCUGUUGGCCUGCUGUGUCACUGACCCAGAGACAGGGCUCGCCUUUCUGCCCCUCUUGGGGGAGCCCCAUGGAGAAGUUCUCCAGGCACCCACAUUCAUCGAGCACCAUACUCGACAGGCCUUGAGUGCAGCCACAGCCUCUGUCUCUGCGGAGAAGUUCCAGGGCCGGCCUGUGUCCCUCUGGGAGCUGCUCUUCUCUGAGGCAGUCCCUGUGGAACGGCGGGCACUGCUGGCCCAGCAGUACCAGGAAGGGGCCCUCUCGAUGGAGGAGCUGGCAGCUCAGCUGAAGGCCACCAUUGAUCAGGCUGCUGCUACUACCAGAGUCACUUUUGCUGGGCUGAGGAACACUGUGACACCAGCAGAGCUGCUAAAAGCUGAGAUCAUUGACCAAAAGCUAUAUGAGAAGCUGGAACGUGGGCAGGCCUCAGCCAAGGAUGUGGGCAGCCUGGACUCAGUACAGAGGUACCUGCAGGGCACAGGCUGCAUCGCUGGCCUGCUGCUGCCGGGAUCUCAGGAGCGCCUCAGCAUCUAUGAGGCCCGAAGCAAGAGGCUUCUCAGGCCAGGUACUGCUCUCAUCCUCCUUGAGGCCCAGGCUGCUACAGGCUUCAUCAUUGACCCAAAGGAAAACAAGAGAUACUCUGUGGAAGAGGCUCUGAGGGCUGAUGUCAUUGGUCCUGACGUGUAUGCAAAGCUGCUGUCCGCCGAGCGCGCCAUCACCGGCUACACUGACCCCUACUCCGGGGAGCAGAUCUCUCUUUUCCAGGCCAUGCAGAGGGAUCUCAUUGUGCAUGAUCAUGCUGUCCGCCUGCUGGAGGCACAGAUCGCCACAGGCGGCAUCAUUGACCCUGUGCAUAGCCACCGAGUUCCCGUGGACGUGGCCUACCAGCGUGGCUACUUUGACCAAAUGCUAAACUCGAUCUUAUUAGACCCAUCCGAUGACACCAAGGGCUUCUUUGACCCCAACACACACGAAAACCUCACCUACCUACAGCUACUGGAGCGCUGCGUGCGCGAUCCCGAGACAGGCCUGUACCUCUUGCCGCUCAGUAGCACGAAGCCCCAGCUGGUGGAUGGUGCCACCAGAGAGGCCUUCCAGAACUUGCUGCUGUCUGUGAGGUACGGACGGUUCCGAGGACAGAGGAUUUCCACGUGGGAGCUGAUCAACUCGGAGUACUUCAGUGAAGACUGGAGAAGACAGCUGCUGCAGCGCUAUCGGCAGCGCAAGGUUACACUCAAGCAGGUCACGCAGCUACUGGAGAGAGAAAUGAGGAAGUGGGCUGACGUCACACUACCUGCACUGCAUGGCCGAGUCACUGCCUACCAGCUCCUAGAGGCUGACAUCAUUGACCAGGAGCUGUUGGACCAGGUGCUGGAGGGGGUGGUAAGCCCAGACACCCUCCUCCACAGGGACAGAGUCCACAGGUACCUUCAGGGCUCAGGUGCUGUGGGUGGCGUGCUGUUGCAGCCCUCCAACCAGAGGCUCAGCCUCUACCAGGCCAUGAAACAGAAGCUGCUAAUGCCAGGUGUGGCACUGGCCCUGCUAGAGGCUCAAGCAGCCACUGGAGCCAUCAUGGAUCCUUGCAGUCUAGAGAACCUGUCCGUGGAUGAGGCUGUGCGCAAGGGAGUGGUGGGACCAGAGGUAUACAGCAGGCUGAAGCAGGCUGAGGACUCUGUCACUGGCUUCAGAGACCCCUUCUCUGGGAAGAGGGUAUCCUUAUUCCAGGCCAUGAAGAAGGGCCUUAUCUCCGUGGAGCAGGCCACCCGCUUCCUAGAAGCCCAGGUAUCCACAGGAGGAGUCAUUGAUCCCAUGGGCCACUACCACCUCCCCAUGUCUGUGGCCGUCCAACGUGGCUGCAUUGAUCAGGAGAUGGAGGCUGCCUUGUCUAGCUCUCCCAAGACUUUCCCCAUGCCAGACGGCCAAGGGCACACCAGCUAUACCCAGCUUCUGGAGCAGUGCCCCCGGGAUAAGGCCUCUGGUCUUUAUCUCUUACCCCUGGAAGAAAGUGUUCCUGCUGCAUCCACUGACACUCAGAUCCAGGAGACCCUGAAGGCUACACCAGGGACUGAGGAUGGCUUGUCUCUCUGGGAUCUGCUCAGCUCCUGCCACUUCACCGAGGAGCAGCGCAGGGGCCUCUUGGAGGAUGUGUGUGUCGGGAGGACCUCUGUGUCACAACUACAAGCCACUGUGUGCAGCCAGGUGCAGGAGGCGGAGCUCCUGGCCCGAACCCGUGUCACAGUUCCAGGCCCAAGGGGCAAGAUCCCUGCUGUCUGGCUGCAGGAUGCAGGCAUCAUCUCCCAGGACACACUGGUGGCGCUAGCUCAGGGCACACAGUCACCAGCCGAGGUUGCUGAGCUGCCUGAUGUGAAGGCCUGCCUCUGGGGGACAGGCUGUGUGGCUGGGGUGCUCCUACAGCCCUCUGGGACUAAAGUGAGCAUUUCCCAGGCUAUGAGGGAUAGCCUGCUGCCCAUGGGCCUGGGCCAGAGGCUCCUGGAGGCCCAGGUGGCAUCUGGCUUCCUUGUUGACCCACUGACCAGCCAGAGGCUGUCAGUGGAAGAUGCAGUCAAGUCUGGGCUGGUGGGCAAGGAACUGAGCGAGCAGCUCAAGCAGGCUGAGAGGGCCGUGGCUGGGUAUGCUGAUCCUUACACAGGGGGCUCCCUGUCACUGUGGCAGGCCAUGGAGAAAGGGCUUGUGCCCCAGAGAGAGGGCUUCCCCCUCCUGCAGGUGCAGCUGGCCACAGGGGGUGCAGUGGAGCCUGUUUAUGGGGUGCACCUGCCCCAGGCAGUGGCCUGCAGGCUUAGAGUCCUAGAUGAGCAGACCAGCCAGACACUGACAACCACUAAGGAAGACAAUAAGUUCUUCUUUGAUCCCAAUGGCAAGGAAAAGGUGACUUACCAGCAGCUCAAGGAGCGAUGUGUGCUGGACAGUAAUACUGGUCUGUGGCUGCUGCCAUUGCCCCAGGACACUGUGCUCGAGGUAGAUGACCACACUGCUGUGGCACUGAGGGCCAUGAAAGUGCCCAUCAGCAUGGGGAGGUUCCAAGGACGCAGUGUGUCACUCUGGGACCUGCUGCGCUCUGAGUACAUCAGUGUAGACAAGCGCCAGGAUCUGGUGGCGCUCUGUCAGUCUGGGCGAGCUGCAGCCCUCCGGCAAGUGGUUACUGCGAUCACUGCCCUGGUGGAGGCUGCAGAGAAGCAGGCCCCAAAGGCCACUUUCAGAGGACUCCGGAAGCAGGUGUCUGCCAGUGACCUAUUCAGGUCUCAGCUGAUUAACAAGCAGACACUGGAUGAGUUGACUCAAGGGAAAAGGACAGUGGAAGAGGUAACAGAGAUGGAUAGUGUAAGGCAGUCCCUGGAAGGAGGCAAUUUCAUUGCUGGGGUCCUCAUCCAGGGCACCAAUGAAAAGAUGAGCAUCUCUGAGGCCUUGACAAGGAAUAUCCUGAGACCCGGCACAGCCCUGGUACUCCUGGAAGCACAGGCAGCCACCGGAUUCAUCAUUGACCCAGUAGAGAACCGGAAGCUGACUGUGGAGGAGGCAUUUGCAGCUGGAAUGUUCAGCAGGGAAACAUAUGUGAAGUUGCUGUCAGCUGAGCGUGCUGUCACCGGCUACACCGAUCCAUAUAAUGGGGAGCAGAUCUCUCUCUUCCAGGCCAUGCAGAGGGACCUCAUCGUGCGCGACCACGGCAUCCGCCUGCUGGAGGCCCAGAUCGCCACGGGCGGUAUCAUCGACCCCGUGCACAGCCACCGCGUGCCCGUGGACGUGGCCUACCAGCGCGGCUACUUUGAUGAGGAGAUGAACCGUAUCCUGUCAGACCCCAGCGAUGACACCAAGGGCUUCUUCGACCCCAACACACAUGAGAACCUCACCUACCUGCAGCUGCUGGAGCGCUGUGUGAAAGACCCUGAGACAGGCCUAUACAUGUUACAAAUUGUAAAGAAAGGAGAGACCUACGCAUACAUUGAUGAGGCCACAAGGCGCAUGCUGAAAUCCAAAACUGUAGAAAUGCAUGUGGGGAGGUUUGAAGGCCAGACAGUUUCUGUCUGGGAUGUCUUGUGCUCUCAGUACUUCACAGAGAAAAAGAAGAAAGAGUUAGUGUGCGAGUACAGAAGGCAGAACAUGGACCUGGACAAACUGCUGACAGUUAUAACCACCACCAUUGAAGAAACAGAAAAGCAAAGCAAAGUCAUCAAGGUGCCAGCCAUCCAGGGGGAUGUGACGGCUGCAGAACUGUUCAACUCUGGGGUCAUCAACAAGAAGACCCUGGACGCAAUUUACAGUGGGGAGAGUGGGUACCAGGACCUCCGCCAGCUGGAGCAUGUGAACACCUACCUGGAGGGCACUGGCUGCAUUGCUGGGGUGACUCUACCCUCCACUGGGGAGGUCCUGAGCUUUGAGGAGGCCAGUAAGGAGAAGCUCAUUCCUGCAGGUUUUGCAGUCCAGCUGCUGGAGGCUCAGGCAGCCACUGGGUUCCUGCUUGACCCCCACACCCACCAGAAACUGUCUGUGAAUAAGGCUGUAGCAACAGGCCUGGUAAGCAAAGAGCUGCAGGAAAGGCUUUUGGCUGCAGAGAGAGCCUCAAAAGGUUAUACUGACCCAGCCACAGGGGAGAUGAUUCCACUGUUCCAGGCCAUGAAAAAGAAGUUAGUCCAGAGAGAGGAGGCGCUGAGGCUGCUAGAGGUGCAGGUAGCCACAGGGGGAAUCGUGGAUCCCCUGCACCACCAUCGCCUGCCACUGGAAACAGCCUACAGACGUGGAUGUCUGCAUAAGGACAUAUAUGUGCUCAUUGAAGAUCAGAAGCACAUGAAGAAAAGGUUUGUGGAUCCCAACACACAGGAGAAAGUCACCUAUCAGGAGCUUCAGAAUAGAUGCCAGAGGGAGGAAUCUGGCUGGACUCUGUUUCCACUGAUCAGGGAAGCGAAGGAUGCUACAUAUGUCGAUGAGGCAACCAAAAGAGCCUUCCAGGCAGAGAAGGUAGAUAUAAAGAUGGGUAGGUACAGAGGCCAGAGGCCAUCCGUGUGGGAGCUGCUGAACUCAGAAUACGUAACAGAGGAGAAAAAGCUGGAACUCGUUAGAAUAUAUAAAGGAGACACAACACGAGCAUUAGAAAUGGUAGUUCAAAAUAUUCUACAAAUAAUUCAAGAAAAGGAAACACGGACAAAACAGCUAUGGUUCCGAGGUAUCAGAAAACAAAUAACAGCAGCGGAGCUCUGUGGAUCGAAUAUCAUCACCAGACAGACAUUGGUGGACCUAGAGGAAGGGAAGAGUACCGUAGCUCAAAUUGAAAAAAAUGAGAAGGUGAAAAGAUACCUGGAGGGCACGAGCUCCAUCGCGGGGGUCCUGGUGCCCGCCAAGGGCGAGCCCAGCCGCCAGGAGAAGAUGAGCAUCUACCAGGCCAUGUGGAAGGGGCUGCUGCGGCCCGGCACGGCCCUGGUGCUGCUGGAGGCACAGGCGGCCACCGGCUUCGUCAUCGACCCCGUGCACAACCGGAAGCUGUCCGUGGAGGAGGCCGUGGCCGAAGGCGUGGUGGGCGGCGAGAUCCGGGAGAAGCUGCUGUCCGCCGAGCGCGCCGUCACCGGCUACACCGACCCUUACUCCGGGGAGCAGAUCUCCCUCUUCCAGGCCAUGCAGAGGGACCUCAUCGUGCGCGACCACGGCAUCCGCCUGCUGGAGGCCCAGAUCGCCACGGGCGGCGUCAUCGACCCCGUGCACAGCCACCGCGUGCCCGUGGACGUGGCCUACCAGCGCGGCUACUUCGACGAGGAGAUGAACCGCGUCCUGGCGGACCCCGGUGACGACACCAAGGGCUUCUUCGACCCCAACACGCACGAGAACCUCACCUACGUGCAGCUGCUGCGCCGAUGCGUGCGCGACCCGGACAGCGGGCUCUACAUGCUGCAGCUGGCGGGCCAGGGCUCCGCGGUGCACCAGCUGAGCGAGGAGCUGCGCAGCGCUCUGCGAGACGCCCGGGUCACGCCAGGCCCGGGCGCCUUCCAGGGCCAGAGCCAGAGCGUCUCCGUGUGGGAGCUCCUCUUCUACCGCGAGGUGCCCGAGAGCCUGCGCCAGGACCUCCUCCGCCGCUACCGGGCGGGCACGCUGACCGUGCAGGACGUGGGCACCACCCUCACCUCGCUGCUGGCCCGGCCCGAGGAAGGGGCCCCGUGCGGGGCUCUGCGUGCAGCCACCAUGGAGGUCAGGGUGGGCCACCUGCGGGGGCGCGCGGUCCCCGUGUGGGACGUGCUGACAUCCAGCUAUGUGAGCGGGGCCACCCGGGAGGAGCUGCUUGCCGGGUUUCGCUCAGGGACACUGCCCCUGCCCGCGCUGACCCGCAGGCUGACCACCAUCAUCGAGGAGGCCGAGGAGCCCCAGGGGGCCCGGCCCGAGCCUCGGGACCCCUCGCCCAACGAGCGGGAGCCGGGGUCGUCCACGCCCUCCCCACGCGAGGCCGAGGUCGCUGGCCGCCACCAGGAGCGCGCCCUGCGUGCCGCCACCAUGGAGGUGCGCUCGGGGCAGUUCCAGGGCCAGCCGGUGUCCGUGUGGGACGUCCUCUUCUCCUCAUACCUGACCCAGGCCCGCCGGGACGAGCUCCUGGCCCAGCAUGCGGCCGGCACCCUGGCGCUGCCCGACCUCGUGGCCAUCCUCAUCCGGGUCAUCGAGGAGACGGAGGCACGGCUCAGCCGCGUGUCCUUCCGGGGCCUGCGGCGCCAGGUGUCCGCGUCCGAGCUGCAAAAGUCGGGGAUCCUGGGCCCCGACACCCUCCGGGACCUGGCCCAGGGCGCCAAGACGCUGCAGGAGGUGACGGAGAUGGACUCCGUCAAGCGCUACCUGGAGGGCACGAGCUGCAUCGCGGGGGUCCUGGUGCCCGCCAAGGGUGAGCCCGGCCGCCAGGAGAAGAUGAGCAUCUACCAGGCCAUGUGGAAGGGGCUGCUGCGGCCCGGCACGGCCCUGGUGCUGCUGGAGGCACAGGCGGCCACGGGCUUCGUCAUCGACCCCGUGCACAACCGGAAGCUGUCCGUGGAGGAGGCCGUGGCCGAAGGCGUGGUGGGCGGCGAGAUCCGGGAGAAGCUGCUGUCCGCCGAGCGCGCCGUCACCGGCUACACCGACCCUUACUCCGGGGAGCAGAUCUCCCUCUUCCAGGCCAUGCAGAGGGACCUCAUCGUGCGCGACCACGGCAUCCGCCUGCUGGAGGCCCAGAUCGCCACGGGCGGCGUCAUCGACCCCGUGCACAGCCACCGCGUGCCCGUGGACGUGGCCUACCAGCGCGGCUACUUCGACGAGGAGAUGAACCGCGUCCUGGCGGACCCCGGUGACGACACCAAGGGCUUCUUCGACCCCAACACGCACGAGAACCUCACCUACCUACAGCUGUUGCAGAGGACUACCGUAGACCAGGAAACUGGCCUUUGCUUUCUCCCUUUGUCCUAGAAGUUUUUUGAUUUUUGUCCCUCUGUCUUUCCAGCAGCUUUCACAGUAUUUUCAUCUUUAUUUUAUAAUUUGUAUAUUUUAUCCUUGACUCUUGUCCUUUCAUGUUUGUAAGGGUUUUUGUGUUCUCAGUCUUUUGUUUGAUACAGCCUGCUCUUGUGUUUAGUCCUGGUGUCUACCUCUUCAGUGUCUGUUUUCAUGGCACUGUCCGUGAAAAUCUCCUGUUUUUGUUUGUAAUUUGCACUAUUUUUUAUUAGUGUGUUUUGUUGUUUUUUGUUUGAUUGUUUGUUCUUUUAUUUUCCCUGUAUCACUUUCAGGUCCUCUCUUCUUCACCUGCUGAGUGUUGAGGGAAGCUGCCUUUUCCUUGGGUGUCCUGUAUCUGAUGCUGAAAUGUAGAUUGCUCAGACUACUCUUAUCUUGAUUUGAUUCAGGACACCUAGCGGGGUUUGGAGUAUGACAGUACUAGUCUCAUCAAACAGUGAGGUUUGGGAUGUGGGGCCUACUUCUGGGAGUCAGAAGAUCACUGGAUCCUUGACUUUGAAGGACAUAUCUUUUCUUGGGCUUAUCCGGGCUCACUGCUCCCUGAGGUCCACCAGGUGAGCAGGUUUCCUGCACCCUGCCUCUGCCAUUGUAUUUCUACUUUAGAGUCAGCCAAAAUGAACUGAAAUCUCUAAAAGUGUGAAUUAAAAAUUAAUCUUUUCCUUAUUUAACAUGCGGGUGUUGGGUAUUUUAUCCCAGCAAUGGAAAGGUGACUAAUACAACUUGUCAACUUUUUAUGUUCCAAUUUCAAUAAAUGCAUUUCUUUUCAUUAUAAAAUGA
This is a messenger RNA of Chinchilla lanigera (long-tailed chinchilla), 9877 nucleotides long. It is a transcript of the gene Eppk1, whose product is annotated as epiplakin 1. The transcript is spliced from 2 exons. Gene Ontology annotation, molecular function: keratin filament binding; structural molecule activity. Gene Ontology annotation, biological process: wound healing; intermediate filament bundle assembly. Lineage: Eukaryota; Metazoa; Chordata; Mammalia; Rodentia; Chinchillidae. The record is from RefSeq and is a predicted model, not a curated record. Bases 269 to 9061 code for a protein of 2930 amino acids. Gene Ontology annotation, cellular component: cell junction; keratin filament; cytoskeleton.